Gryllus bimaculatus (two-spotted cricket) is the source of this 288-nucleotide messenger RNA. The record is from the annotation of a GenBank genome assembly. Lineage: Eukaryota; Metazoa; Arthropoda; Insecta; Orthoptera; Gryllidae.
AUGCGAGGCCCCAAGCACCUGCCGCUGGAGGUGGUGCUACCCAUCACCGUGGUGUACGUGCUCAUCGCCGUCACGGGCAUCGUGGGCAACCUGGCCGUGUGCGCGGUGAUAGUGCGUACCGCCGACCUUCACACCGCCACCAACUACUACCUCUUCUCACUCGCCGUCUCCGACCUCCUGUUGCUUAUUCUGGGUCUCCCAAAUGAUCUAAGCGUGUACUGGCAACAGUAUCCGUGGGCUCUCGGUGAAACUGUUUGCAAAAUGCGUGCAGUUGUUUCAGAAAUGUAA